Molecule: messenger RNA, 10021 nt
Organism: Xyrichtys novacula (pearly razorfish)
Lineage: Eukaryota; Metazoa; Chordata; Actinopteri; Labriformes; Labridae
Source: the annotation of a GenBank genome assembly
GCACAAUCACAAGGAAGACUGCAAACCUGACAGUUGUCUAGAAGACGAUUAUUGACCCCCUCUAAAAGGAUUAUUUUGCUGUUCACGGAGUCUGUUAGGAAGCAGAUGUGAUACCGAACAACAGAGGUUUAUCGGGCCUGAGGAGAACUAUCAAACAAAGUAGAUUCCAGAACUUAAAAAUGGACUAAGGCUGGAGUCUGAGCAUCAAGAGCCUCUACACAUAGAUGAGUCCAAGAACUGGACUACAAGUGUGUUCCUGCUGCUAAGAGACAUCGUCAUUGUCAACUGUGUUUACAAGUCCAGAGUCAGCCUAAAGUCCACCGGGAGAUUUCAGAGACUUUCAUGCUUCAUGGAGAUCCAGAUUUCUUUGUCAAGCAGGACCUGGUACCUGCCCACAGCGCCAAAGUGACCAGAAACUGGUUUGCUUGAUAGAUCAGCUAACUCUCCUGACUUGAGAAACAGAUAACCAUCGAUACAGACGAACUGAAGGAGCUACAAGAUCAAUCAGGACUUUACACCCCAGCAAGAUCGACAGAUUGAUGGCCUCCAUGCUACGUCACAUUGAUGCAGAACUUCACACAAAAGGAGGAGCCCUAACCAGGUACUGAGAGCAUGAAUUUAUAUAAUUUUCCUGAAGGUCGAUGAAUCUAGAAUGUGUGAAAAUGUCACUUUUUGAAUGAAGUUAUGGGGGAAAAACUGAACUUUUUCAGGACUUUGGACAUUUUUGAGCUGCACCUGUACAAUGUUUUUUAAUACAAGAUUAUUGGCCGGUUUACUUCAAUCUAAUUUGACUGACUUUGUUCUCCACCUGCUUAAUAUCCCCUUUUUGAAAUAAAACACACAGUACACUCAUUUUAUAAGAAAAAGUCAAGUUUAUGAUACAUGAAGCAAACUUACAAAAGCUGUUUUAAACUGCAGUCAGAGGUCAAAGUAUUAUUUAUUAUUUUCAGUGUUGAGAUUAUGUUUAAGGAAAAUUUAAUGAGACAGACAAAAAUAAAAACAAAAAUACUCCAUUCUCAGUCUGUAUGUUUGACUCACUGCCACCAAAUAUGGUCUUGAAUGAGUCACAAAAAUAUACAGAUACAUCUGACCUGAAUAUUAAACCCGUUUAUUAAACCAUUUGUGCAUUUAUAUAUCUUUCACAUUUAGCAUUUCAUGCAUGACUCUCCAUGCUGUCAGUGUUUUUCAUGUUACUGAUCAGGUCCUUGUGUAAAAGUCAGUCUCUCAGCUCCUGAUCAUGUCUGCCGACCGGGUUUAUUCCUCAAGGACAGAAGUGGGAUCUGACUGAUGAGGUUUCCCUGAGUGUCUCCUCUCUCCCCUGUGAAACAUUCAUCUAUGUGUUAUCAUGUCUCCUCCUCCUCCUCCUCCUCAGUCUUUGUCUCUCGUAAUGGGGGUAAAAAUUAUUUCGAACCCUCUUCAGCACUCCGUCAAAAUAGUAAAAGUGGUCGUAUUCAUCAUUGCCGUUGUCAUCAGCGCCCCUGCGGUCUGUGAUGGUUGUAGCUUCUUUCUGCUCCUCUCCUGUAACCUCAGAUACACCGGUGGGACCCCCAGAGGGAAAUAUAUUCAACCCAGCUCCUGAAUGUCUCCUCAUGCAGUGUUUCCAGCCGGCCUCAGUGCGAUGUAUUAAUCCUCUGCAGGAUGGCGUGUUGUCAUGUUUCUGUAGAGGAGAAGUUUCAUCAGUGUGUGCUGAGAAAUGUAUAAAAGUCUGUAUAAGCGCCAGAGGAGAGGAGGAUUAUUUCUCUGAAUAAGCAUGAAGUUCUGCCUCCUAGUCCAUCUAAACUUUAGUAAAAACCAUUUUUGUCUUAUUAUAGAUUUAAAACACUAAUUUUUAACACAAAAAUGCUCUUCGCUAAGCUUCUCAUACUAACGGAAUCGUCUAGGCUGGCCGCCAGGCGUACAAGAGAGUCAGCGUUUUCCAGGAGAGUCACAGCCUCCUCUGAAAAGUACCUGGCAACGAACGAACAUACAGCUGCAAGUGUCCGCAGUGAAAAUCCUGCGACACAGAGCCAUAUGAAAACAGUGGGUACAGCAGGAGACGUGAUUUUUCAUCUGCUGAGUGCUGAGAGGUGAACUGAUGACAAAUCCAACUGUACCCAUGAGCUCAUUCAGACAUGUGGGUCUGCGGUUGAAUUAAAGUGUCCCUGUUUUUGGAGGUUAGAAAAAUAUGGUCACCAUGACUUUAAGCCGACUAAUUAUCAUCCAGACUUCCAUUUUCACUCAUGCACUACAGUUUUUUACAUCCUACUGUCUAUGCCUUUAAGACUCCUAUGCUAUAAUAUGAGUGGACGCCAUGCUGUGCUCUUCUUAAUUUCAUUUCUCUCUGACUUUAACCAGGACAGUAAACCCUCUCUUUAGCCGUUUUUAAAUUCCCCUGCUAUACUAACAGUACGUACUGAUCAUAGACUGUGUAUACUAUGGACAACUUGGUUCUGCCUUCCACCAGUACACGGAUUUGAAGCCAAAAAGCUCUCAGGAAUUCUGCGUUUUUUCUCUACUUCCUGAAACCAACAUUGCGCAGUAGCAUUGUACGCAUUUGGCGGGAGAGUCGCAGAGAGUCGCUGUGAUGACGCUCGGCUCAAACAGCGUAUCCCCGGGUGAGCUACACAAUCUUCGUACGCCCAUAGGCUGUAUCAGGGGUCAAUCAUAGAAAACAUGAACCCCCUAAUAACUUUUAGAAAUGGAGCUGUACAGAAAAAAAGAGGACUUGAGCACAAACCAGUCUUACUGUAACUACAUGUCAACAUUGCAAGCAGGAGGGAAAAAAAUUAUGUUCCGUGUAAUAAAUUUCUGUUUGUCCACAGCCUCGUAAACUUUGCUGGCGGGACAGGAUUUAUGACCUAUACUGCAGUCCGUCACCAGAGGGUGCUGUUCUCGGAGUGGCUUCACCCAGCGAGGAAGCAGACACUGUCCAUUCUUUAUAAAGUCUAUGGUACUGAUUUGCACAAAAUUUAGUAUGCAGUAUGCGAACAAAAGCAAAAUUUGCAGUAUGUCAGUGUCAGUUUUAUUUAUAUAGCGCGUUUAAAAACAGUCAGUGGUCUACCAAAGUGCCUCGCAGUAAAACAGCCAGAAACAAUAAAAAAACUAUAAAAACAAUAAAAGCAUAAAACAUAUAAAAACAUUUAAAAAACGAUAUGGAUAAACAUGACAAAUAAAUUAGAGACCCAAUAAAAGUAGCUAUACUUCCCCAAAAGCUAAAGUGAACAGGUGCGUCUUCACGAGUGUUUGAAAAGUGGAAAGGCUAUUCGCAGUACGCACUGUCAGCGGUAAAAAUACCCGGAUGACGUACUGAUUCAGGAAAAUUUCACAGUAUGCAUCAGACCAGUCUGCUUUGCCUACUGUUACCCACAAUGCAAAACGCCCUGGCAGAUGGCAGACGAAAUUUUUUUUAUAGGAUAGUAGGGAAAUGUCACGCUCUUCUUCACCUCUGAUUGGCUAGAAGUGCUGGGCUCCAAUUGGUUAUUCCUAAUAGCUGUGAACCGUCAUCGUCUGUCAGGUAAAGGUUAGGGUUAGGAUUAGGGUUAACUAAACAGGUUUUGAUGGCUGGUAUUGGGCUAAAAAAUCCUGAAAAAAUUCAAAUUAAAACAUAAAGUUUUUUUCAGUGCAUACAUGAAUGGGCAACACUGUAGUGCUGUUGCAAUUUACCAGGUUACGAUGGACUUUUCCAUACCGGAAACCAGCUAAACCGGGCCAAGCAUACUACAUACUAACGGCUGACUUCCAGUCAUACUGCAUACUACUAUCAAGCACGGUACUUAGUAUGCAGUAUGCAGUAUGUACUGCAGUAUGUACUGCAGUAUGUACUGCAUACUGCGCUCGGCAGGAGUAUGCAGUAGGCCAAUUCCAAAACAGCCCCUGUCUCUGUUUCUUCACUUACUUGCAGGGUUGUUUCUGCAGCUCCUGUCUCAGCUGUUUUUGCUGUUUUUGCUGGUCUUGCAGAUGUAAACACGCUCUCCUUUGGUCUUUCCGGCCUCCUCGUUACACCUCCUUCCUUCUUUCUGCUUCUGCAAAGUUUGAUGGUGAAGUCCUCCCUCAUCCUGAGGCCUGAGAAUGACUCCUUAGUUGUAGUUUUUUGUGCAUUAUUAUUACCUCUAUAUCUUGGACUUGUUGUGGUCGUCCUCGGCGGUCUGUCUCCUCUUCCUGUGCCGCUUUGAUUGAAGCUUUUUGGGCUUGAUGUUGCCUCUUUUAUCUCCUUGUUUACCGUACUCGUCUGCACCGUGUGCUCUGUUUCUGCAGGCUCUAGCUCGAUGGUUUUGAUUGAGGGAGGUGAGGGGAUGACUGAUUCCUCUGAUGAUGCAUCUUGUUUUGUCGGAUUUAUGCUCGUAUUUUCACUCGCCGCAUUGUUUGUCUCGGUCAGCUCUACUUUCUCUGUUGUUGCUUUGACCUGUUUCUCAGUUUUCGCAGACUUUGUAGUAACUUUUGUUGGUUUUAUGUCUUCUCUUGCUGCAUAAAUUUCUAAUAAAGUCAGGAUUUCUUUCAGGCAUUUACAUCUGGAGUUAUGCGCCUCAGUAAUAAAGUUUUCCUCCAUAACUUCAGGUACAGGUGGAGGGUCAUCCAGCUCUUUUAUGGGUAUAUUUACUGUUUUCCGCUUAAUGUCUGCAUCUAAAAUAAGUUUUCCCUGCGUUUGUGUCUCACUCUCGGCGUCUGGAAGGAAAAACAUGAUUAAAAUAUCAUCUCCCACCUCACUAAGCAUUUCUUUGUCAUCAUUAUUAUCUGUUUUAUGUGUAAAUCCUGCUUGUAGCCGGUAUGUUAAUCUUUCCCGCUCUCCAUUUUCAAUAUUUUUAUGUGAUCGCUCGGUUGCACUUUCUCCCUCUGGGUGCUGCAGCUCGACUUGUUUUGUGAUUAUCCUCCUGCUCAGAUCCUCUUUAUUAUCAUCAGGAGUGGCCCUUAGUUUAUACUGUGGUUUAUUUAUGGAUUCUGGCUUCUCCCUCGGUAUCAGCGAGAGUUUCCUGCGAACAUAAAAUCCAUCCUCAUCAUCAUAUACUCUGGACGCUUUUAAAGAUUGUUGCCUCUGAACAGUCCUCUGAACCAAGAAGCUCAAAUGGUCGUUUUUCUUUAUAACUCCGGCCACAUUUCUCUCUGUCUGGAAAAGAGUUUUUUCUUCUGAAGGGUGCAGAGAAGCAGCUUUAAAAGUGUCAUAUCGAUUGGCGAAACCUUUUGAAUUCAGCUGUCCAUCACGCUCUGUAAAAGCUUUAAACCCCAUCGGCCGCUUUUCACUCUCUUCUUGUCUUAUUUGUCCUUUAACACUCGGAUUUUUUGGACUUCUCUUGAUGGACGCCGCUCCUUGCACUUCACUCCCCUUAAAGCAGCAGGAAAUAACCCAAGUUUCUGCAGCGCUGUAUCUCUUUGUCAGCAUUUUCUGCAGCCAAACACUCAUGGCAGGGUCCCAAUUCUUGGGUUUCUCCAGCAAGAGGGCCUUAAAAUUGCAGCCCCAGGCAGCUGAGUGAUGAUGCAGAAACCAUGCAGACCCUGAAUAUGUGAGAUCCUUUAUCAUCCUCAUUGGAAUAUGACCGGCCUCAUCCAUAACGUGCCGCUCUUUCAUUGCUGUUUUACUUUCCCCCUUUGCGCACACGAGACAAACAACCUGGAGAGAAAGAUAGAGGAAGUUUUUAAACUGCCUCCAGAAAAGUUCAUGAGUCAUAAUUUGACAACAACCAUUGAAAGCAUGACGCUCCAUUCAUGUGAAAGUUAUUAGCCCUGCUCCUGGCGUCGCUGCAGGGAGCGAGAAGUCAUCCGGUCGGCCAAACAGCUCAGACUACCCAUCAAAUUUCCACCAAACUAUCAGAUGAUUUCCUUGAGAUCACAUCAGGCAGGCUCGAAGUCACUCAAAUGAAUGCGCUUGUCUUUAACCUGGUUUAUAUAUCUGCGCUGAAUCUCCACGGUAACAGUCAUUGUAGGUUUUUCAUUCAGUGCGUUUACAUGCACAGCUUAAUCGAACUACACUCAUAAUUUGUUUUUUUCGUCAAAUCAGACUUCUCUCCUUGUCCGCAUAAACAUGCAGCAGAGAAAAUCGAAUUAUUGAUGUGAGCGUGUCCUCCUGCCCAAAACUAGGGGGCGAUACGGGUCUUUUUAGCGGUGCUGUUUCCAGUUGACCCAACAACAACAGCAGAUCCGUGCCAGAUGUCAGACAUGGCUACAACUGCUGCUGGGCAUUUUCGAGCAAGAAGAUUGAGCAUCAUACAGCGUUGUUUUUGUUGAACAUGAUGUUCGCGCUACUUUUUCUGCAGAUGAUAUGCACGCUACUCCUCUUCUCUGGUGUUUUUGUUCCGGGGGCGUAGCGCACGCGUUCAUGCAUUGGCCUAUCAUACUCCAACUACGCUGGUUGCAUGGUAGAGAAAACCGAAUUCCAAUCGCAUUAUCUGGGUGUCUAAAUCGGAGUUCACCAACUCCAAUCAGAGCUGUCAAACUCAAAUUAUUGUCAGACUAAGGUGUUUACAUGCACUUCAGUUGUCCGGUCUCAAUCGGAGUAAGGCAAUAAUUCAGUUUUCUUGAGUGUGUGGCAAAGAUAGGGCUGGGCGAUAUGGCUCAAAUCAAUAUCACGAUAUAUUAAGCAGUUCACCUGGAUGAAGAUAAAUGUACGAUAACUACUUCACAAGCUGCUCACCCCCUCCCACAUUAACUUCGUCUACUUAAGCUUCCACUUCAGCCGCCAUCUCCUCACCUGUCUUUCCCUCUUUGUUACGGUCUGGAUGGGGUGGAAUCACAUCUCUGACAUAGACCAGCGUCUUAAAGGGACUUGAGAGCCUACCUACACACAUCCAAAACCAACUUUUUAUUUAUUUUUUUGACACCGAAUAAACCAAUAUGGACAAAAUGACAUCUGUUAUUGUUGUAAAUUUCGGUAUCGGUAAAUUUUCGGUUUAUCGCCUAGCCCUAGGUGAACAUUUCAGGAUUUUCUGCCAUACAACAUUCAAAUCAUACCUAGUUGAACUUUUGUCUUUUAGGACAAAAAGUGACAUUUUUAACUUUUUAUGGUCCGUUUUUAGUUCUUGACAGAAAACCUAGAUGGCUGCAGCUUUUUGAAACUUUGCAGGUCUAGCUUUACAAACACUAAACUCGUGAAAUCAAGGUUAUUAACUUGUCAGUCAUACAUUUAACACAAGAAAAUGGUAAUUUUAUCCAGGAAUAAUGUUUAAAAGUAUUGAGUUCAUGCCUUAAAAGUUUUAAAUUAAUCAUACCAGUGCUGGAGUUUGAUCCCUGGUUCUCGUUCCCAUGAAUUCUCGGUCAGACAAACUGCCGCCAUGAUCAUUACAGACUGUCCGGUUAAAGGGGGAGGUCUUCAAUUUGUGCACACUGUUUCUCCGGACGCACAUGCAGCAGAGUCCAGUUUGGAUCUGAAGUAUCUCUGGUCCUCUGGGACUCGUCUGUUCAUUGUGGAGCGCUUUUCUGCAGAAACUCCAGUUUUCCAUGACCCUGUCCCCGUCUCUGAGGGGGCUCAGGUCAGAGACGAGCAGGGACAGCAGCAGUAACAACCACGGCCUAAUUGUGCUGCUGAGAAAGAGUGGCACAAAACCGACAGCACCGCUCUCUUAUCUUUACAGCAUUUUUCUCAUGGUGCUUUGAAUAUGCAAAAGACAGCAAAUAAAGGCUUGGUUCGAUCUGACAAAGAGAACUUUUUAACAGUGUUACUGUAGAGAGUUUGAUAGGGAGGCUUUAAUCUUGUUGUUUAUGAGAGUUUUCACCAACUGUUAUGAAUCAUUUUACUGUCUUAAAGCUGGAACUAUGUGUUUUCUCAAAUAGAGCUCAGAAUCUAUGAAGUCUCAGUCAAGGUUCCUCUGUAUUAGUUUACAUGCUUUGUCCGUACACCCCAGUCUUCCCCCUGCCAAGCAACCUUGAUAAUGUGAAAGUAAGAGCCUCUCUUUUGUUUCAGUAGUCCACCUUCAGGGAAAACACAGCUCCUAAGGGUCAAAGGUUAAAGCCAGACAUGCCAAGAAAAAACUGACUCAGAUGUCUUCAUUCUGUCUCAGCACAGGAGGAGAGAAAUCAGAAGAUGAUUUUUAUUUUCUAGGAACAGUUUGCGUCCUACACUUUAUGGUAAUUUGUUGUUUUGUGCUGAUCGCUUCACGUGGGACAGCUCCACCAAUGAGGGGCAGUACAAAACUGGGCACUGGCUCUCAUAUAUGGGUCUCUGACAUCAGUUUAACACUCAGAAACAACAGCCAAGCAUUAUGUUUACAUGACACUUGAGAAAACCAAAUUAUUGCCUUACUCCAAUUAAGAUCGGACAACUGAAGUGGAUGUAAACACCUUAGUCCGACUAUAAUCGGAGUUUGAGAACUCCGAUUAUAGUCGGAGAAGUCCAAUUAAGACAUCCAGAUAACGCGAUUGGAAUUCGUUUUUCUCUACAAUGUAACCGGCAAAGUCGGAGUAUGAUCGAACAAUCGAUCGACGUAAUCCAUUACGUCGACUAAUCGUUGCAGCCCUACUUCUGACGUCUGGCACGGACCUGCUGUCAUUGUUGAUGGUUGUAUGGGGUCGGAAACAGCGCCACUGAAAAGACCCAUAUCGCCCCCUAGUUUUGGGGAGGAGGACAUGUUCACAUCAAUAAUUCAAUUUUCUCAGCUGCAUGUAAACAUGGACAAGGAGAGAAGUCUGAUUCAGUGAAAAAAAAAACCAAUUAAGCUUAGUCCAAUUAAGCUGUGCAUGUAAACGCAUGGAGUGUCGCCACUUUGUGAUGAAAUUUAAAGUGUUUUACUAAAAAAUCUUGGCUCGGUUCUGGUCCUGGUUCUUCUGGAGUACUCACCAUCUUUGUUUCAGUGUUUUUCCGCCUCUGCAUCCUUGUCUCCUUGACAACAUUCAGGCAGCCAAUCAGGGUAGUGCCUUAUUAUCAAAGCGCCCCACCCUCUCAGAUCUCUGCAUAGAUAAUGAGGUUAGAAACUGAGAGGCUGCAGUGAUGAUUUUUGCGACUGAUUCAAAAAAAUUUUUAAUGAUUGAUGAAUAUUAUUUUUUUAUUUUUUGGUAAUGUUUCAAAGUGCAAAGCUGUGUUGCAGGUCGGCUAAAGGAGGAGCUGAACUCACAUGUGUAAGAUAUCAGCAGGUCGAACUCUGUUUAAAGUUUUUGCAUAUAAUCUGACUUUGUCCACACACUCACACCGUGUAGAGGUCAGGACAAGAUAGUCAUCAUUUCACCUCACCGACACUGGAGCAGCAGGUAAGAAUGAAUUCUUUCUUUUAUUCAAUCUCGUCUCCUUAAGUUUAGUCUUAGCAGGUGACUGUCUAACUUUAGUCUGGUUCUGCUUGAGGUUUCUGCCUGUUAAAGAAGUUCUUGCUCUGCGCUGUAACUUGCCAAAUAAUGCAAAGUGCAUGUGGUUGAAUAUGGGAUUAGAGUAAGUCUGGUCUUACAAGAUGGGAGUCAGUCUUGGUUCAUCGUGGCUCUUGUUAGAUAGCACUUGUUGUGAAUUGGCACUUUAUAAAUAAAGAUUGAUUAAUUGAUUGAUUGAUGCCUUUCUGGUAGAUAAAAUAGUAUUGAAAGUUGAAGGCGAGUUUGUCUGGGAUGCAUCUCAUUUUAUUUCCAGCUCAGAGAAAUAUAAACUUUGAUUUCCUUUUUCCGAUCUCAGCCCACCUGACUCAAACCUGCUGUAACACGAUGGGAAACACCAACACCACCUGCCAGAUGAGCAACUACAGCAAAAGAAACAUCCGUGUGUACAUCAGAGAGAAAGCUCUUGCGAUGGACGCCUUCAUCACCUCCGAGUCUGGAGCCGACGAAGAAAAAAGUUUGUCCGCGUCUCCUGCUGACAAAAAGUUCCCGUUUAAGAAAGACGAGGCCUGUAUCCGCGUGCUGGCAUCGCAGACCCAGGACAUACCCCUGGGUGCUCAGAACUUCCUGUCUGUGUUUGUGGAGGAUGAAGACGAUGAGAAAGUUUGUGCCAAGAAGAUUAUACUCAACAUGGCGCUGAGUGCUCCAGUCACUGUGCUGCUGUAUGAUGUGUAGAUGAAAACCCUGUGCAGUCAAAGAUGCAUCAUGUUUCUGAUGAGUGCAAAUCCAAAUAAACAUCUAUGAUAACCACAUUCAACACUUCUAA